This is a messenger RNA of Herpailurus yagouaroundi (jaguarundi), 2192 nucleotides long. RefSeq names its product armadillo repeat containing 12 (gene ARMC12). Gene Ontology annotation, cellular component: nucleus. Bases 1047 to 2150 code for a protein of 367 amino acids. The transcript is spliced from 6 exons. The record is from RefSeq and is a predicted model, not a curated record. NCBI's taxonomy places the organism in Eukaryota, Metazoa, Chordata, Mammalia, Carnivora, Felidae.
GAGCCCGAUGCAGAGCUCAAACCCACAGACUGCAAGACCAUGGCCUGAGCUGAAAUCAAGAGUCGGAUGCUCAACCAACUGAGCCACCCAGCCACCCCUUAGACCCCCAUCAUUUAAAGGCACACACCUACCCAAGUUUUAAUCCUGGAGUUAUAGAAUGGUAAAUCUGGAUCCUCUCAGGUUGCAAAUGCACAAACUGAGACCCAGACAUGGGCAAUCUCAUCCUCCUCCAGGGUCACACCGGUUGGGCCUGGAGUGCCUAUGUAACCAGAUUCUUGCUCACUCUGGGUUGGAUUUUGACACUGUUGACAGAAGUCAUGAUUUUGACACUGUUUGACAGAAGUCAUGAUUUGAGCCCCUCCUAAGUACAGGACUCUAUCAGAUGUUGCAGGUGCCGAGAGAGCUGCCCUCAAGAGCUUUUGGCCAGACAGGUAAUUACUACCCACUACAGGGGGAACUACAGUUGCUGGAAGGUGAGUUUGCCUCAAGACCGUGAAACUUUACGAAGUGCUCCCCUUGAUGGAAGGGGGCCCUGCCUGCAGAAACACCCAGAUGCCCAGCAGUCAAUCCAUGGUGAAGAAAUCAAAGAUGAGAGGCCAAGGAGUGAGGGAACAGGGUUGCCAGUUGGGCACACCCGACGCCCCUCCCAGAAACUUCCCAAGGAACAAGCCCAGAAAUUGGGCCUCUGCUGCCCUCUAAUGGAGGAAAGCCAGACUCUAGAGCUGCCUACCGGGGCCCAGCCGUCCUGGCUCUCCUAAAGAAAAGGGGACGUGAAGGACCUUCCUGCCCCCAGAAUUUUUAUUCCCUUAGAGUCUCGAGCUUCAUUUCCUACAGCCUCAGAAGCUGAAACUUCUCUCCUUCCAAGCGCCUCUGGCCAUCUUGUUUCCCGAUCACCACCCUCCAUCCUGUUUCCCCAGUUUCCUUUGUUGCCCAGGUUCUGAUUCUGGUACCCUGGUUCCCGGCCCUGCCAGAGUUCUGGUUCCAGAAGGCCCUUGCCAGGUGCCUUGGGCCUAGCUCCCACCUGGGAGCAAGGCAGCGCUGAAGACAUGGGCAUGAGCGUCCCCCAGUGCCUGGGGCAACUGCACAUCCGCAAGGGUGUAGUGGGCUUGGCCACAGGUGCUGGGUUCAUCUACCUGCUCUACAAGGCCAUCAAGGCUGGCAUAAAAUGCCAACCGCCCCUCUGCACCACCUCACCAAUCUGCAUCGCCCGUGAGUGUCCGGGCCCUGGGGAGAGGGCUCUGCCCCAGGAGGCACCUGCUCCCGAGGCCUCCAGUGUGGGAGGGCCCAAAGGCCUGGCAAUCGAGCGAGAGCGGCACGGGCGGGACUCAGGUGAGCUCCGGAGGCUCCUCAACUCUCUGGAGUGCAAACAGGAUGAGUACGCCAAGAGCAUGAUCCUGCACAGUAUCACGCGCUGUGUGUACUUGCUGGAGGCCGAGGCCUCUGCUUGUACUACUGAUGACAUCGCAUUGGUGGGCUCCAUGCUGGAUGACAAGGACAACAGUGUCAAAAUCCAAGCUCUGAACACACUUAAAGCUUUCUCUGGCAUCAGAAAAUUCAGGCUUAAAGUCCAGGAACACUCCAUCAAGGUCCUGGAACUGAUCGCCAGCAUCUGGGAUUCGGAGCUGCACAUUUCAGGCCUCAGACUCCUCAACAACCUCCCACUGCCUGACUAUGUGCAUCCACAGCUGAGACGGGUGAUGCCUGCCUUGAUGGAGAUCCUGCAGUCGGACUAUAUCCUGGCACAGGUGCAAGCCAUUCGAUUGCUGAGCUACCUGGCACAGAAGAACGACCUUCUCUAUGAUAUUCUCAACUGCCAGGUGCAUGCCAACUUCCUGAACCUGUUUCAGUCCACACAGCCAGGGAGUCUGCUGUUUGAGGUCCUGGUGUUUGCCGAGCGGCUAAGUGAGGGCCGGAAUUCACCCCACUACCGUGCCGUGAAGUGGCAUUACAAUGAACAGUCGCUGCACGAAGCUCUUUUUGGGGAUGAGUCACGACUGGCAGACCGGCUGCUCGCUCUGGUCAUCCACCCUGAGGAGGAGGUUCAGAUCCAGGCCUGCAAGGUCAUAGUCAGCCUGCAGUGCUCCCAGGAUGUGGGAGUCCGGCCCUCCGUCUGCCAGCCCAGCCGUUCCUACUUUAAUAGCGGGGAAUAAAAUUAAGGAGAGCCAAUAAAUGACUAUGGGAGAAAAGCGUGA